Messenger RNA from Monoraphidium neglectum, 1182 nucleotides. RefSeq lists its product as hypothetical. Gene Ontology annotation, cellular component: plasma membrane. Gene Ontology annotation, molecular function: amino acid transmembrane transporter activity. The record is from RefSeq and is a predicted model, not a curated record. Lineage: Eukaryota; Viridiplantae; Chlorophyta; Chlorophyceae; Sphaeropleales; Selenastraceae. Bases 1 to 1182 code for a protein of 393 amino acids. The transcript has 5 exons. Gene Ontology annotation, biological process: transmembrane transport; amino acid transport.
AUGCAGGAUCCAUCAGCUUUGCGUGAGCCGCUGCUGGCGUGCGCCCCCGCCGGCGCCGCGCUCAAGCCCCGCUUGACUACGCUGGAUUCGGUGGCGGUCGCACUUUCGCUCUCGCUGGGGGCGGGCGCGUGGGUCACGGCCGGCGUAGCCGCGCGCGACAUGGCCGGCCCCGCUGUCGUGCUGGCUUUCCUGAUCGCCGGGGCGGCGGCGCUGCUGGCGGCGCUGUGCUACGCAGAGUUUGCGGUGGCGAUGCCCACCGCCGCCGGCGUCUUCGACUUUGUCCGCGCCACCCUUGGCGAGCCCGCCGCCUGGGCGGUCGCGUCCACCCUGAUGACCGCCCACCUGCUCGCCAACGCCGCCGUCGCGCGCGCGCUCGGCCCCAACGCCGCCCAGCUCCUCGGCGUCGACGCGGCCGCGCUCGUGGCGCGCCGCGGCGGGUGGACGCUCGACCCCGUGGCCGCGGCGCUGGCGGCGGCAUGCUGCCUGGUGCAGCUCGCGGGCGCCAAGCGCGGCGCGGCGCUCAACAACGCCCUAAAUGCCUGCAAGCUCCUCGUCAUUGCCGCCGUCAUCGCCGCCGGCCUGGGCCGCGCCGACCCCGCAAACCUGGCGCCCUUUGCGCCGCGCGGCGCCGCGGGGGUGCUGGAGGCGGCGUCGUUCGUCUUUGUCAGCGUCUCCGGUUUUGACGUUGUGGCCAACAUGGCGGAGGAGAUGCGAGACCCGCGGCGCUCCCUGCCGGUCGCAAUCGUGGGCACCCAGGGGGCCGUCGUCCUCAUCUUCGCCCUCAUGGCGCUCUCCCUCGUGGGACUGCAGCCCGCCGCCCAGAUCAGCGCCGCCGCCCCCUUCAGCGCGGCCCUCGCCGCGGCCGGCUUCCGCCACGCCCGCCAGCUCGUCGGCGCGGGCGUCGUGCUGUCAGUGGGCGCCUCGGUCCUGGUCGGGGCGCAGGGCGUGGCGAGGCAGGCGCUCGGUCUCGCGCGCGCGGGGCUGCUGCCGGCGCCGCUGGCGCGGGUGUCGGGGCGCGCCGGGGCGCCGUGGGCGGCGGCGCUGGUGACGGGCGCGCCGACGGCUAUACUGUUGGCCUCGAUCCUGGCCGGCGCGGCCAGCCCCGCGGCGCUGCUGCAGCUCGCGGGCUUCGUGGCAGCUGCGGUCGCCUAUUACUACCUGCGCCGCCCCUGGCGGCCAUGA